Thlaspi arvense is the source of this 1028-nucleotide messenger RNA. The record is from the annotation of a GenBank genome assembly. NCBI's taxonomy places the organism in Eukaryota, Viridiplantae, Streptophyta, Magnoliopsida, Brassicales, Brassicaceae.
CACGAAAAUAGCCGUUGUGGAGAAAAUCAGAUCAAGAGCGAUCGCGUGAGCGAUGGAGAGAACCGACUCCUCUGCAAUUAGAUUUCUUCGCUCACACUCUUGAAAUUUAGGAAAGAGCAAGCUCCUGUCGAAGAUAUCACGCCCGGCGAUCUCAGAGAAGGAAGCUGAAAGUGAAGACGCCGUGAAAUGUCUGCAGGAUAAAGCCACGGCUGGAAAACAAGGACUGGGUAUCAAAGACCGACCGAAGCAAAUAGCCGCCGGUGUUCAUUACCAAGGGAAGAAGACUUCGUUUGGUAACAGUAGUGAUGAUAUGAUGCCUGGAACAGGGAAAACCUCCACAAUGGUCCAUCAUCCAUGCUAUAUGCUGCGUGCUUCUGAAGCCAGCGAUCAGAAUGCGAUCAACAAUCCAGUUGAAGCUUCCAUAAUAGCUGAGAUCGUGGAGGAGCUAGUUAACAAUGGAGUGGAUAGUAAAGAUAUUGGAAUCAUCACUCCUUAUAACUCACAAACGAGUCUCAUUCAACACGCAAUUUCAACGACGCCUGUGGAGAUACAUACUAUUGACAAGUGUCAGCUUUGGCUCAAGGACUCUUACCGUUCUUCUUUUCUUAUGCAUUUUGAUUUGGCAAGAGUGUGUUCUUUAAUAGCCAACGUUUUGAUGAGCUCACAUGGUUUAGGGAAGAGAUAAAUACUGCAUAUUGGUAUCCUUUAUGAGGUAGUUACGGGAGAAACCAAGGAGCUUUGCUUCUUCACCGCUCGGAGAUUGACAUAGGAUCAACGUUGCUUUGACUCCAGCAAAGGAGGAUCAAUGUUGCUUUGACUCGAGCAAAGGCGUGGGGUAGAGCAUAUGGUGUUGAAAAUAAUGUUUUAUUUUUGGACAUUAUGAGUUGUAACUUUGUUUGGUUUUCACAGGAAAAGUUGAUAAUGGCGGGAUCACAAAGUUGACAAUAAAAGCAUUCACAUAUCCAGGACUCAUGUCAUAUUCAGUGACUUAUUAUUAUUCAUGAAAUAGUUGAAGUUUGGAAAUUUCA